CCGGCCUCAGAUCAAGAACUACCUACAUAGAAGCCCAUCCUAUCAACGUUUCCUCACCAUCAGUCACCAAAGACAUCACCUUACUUAUUAUCCACCAAACCACCACCACCACUAAAAACCAACACAAUGUCUCCCUUCACCAACGCCCUCCUCCUCCUCGCCGCCGCCGCGAGCCAAGCCCUCGCCUACUCGGGCGACAUGACGUACUACACCCCCGGCCUCGGGGCCUGCGGAAAAUACAACUCGGAAGCAGACCACAUCGUGGCGCUGGCGCCCGCGCAGUACGGGCACGACGCGAACCCGAACAACGCCAAGGUGUGCGGGCGCAAGAUCAACAUCCACUACAACGGCAAGACGGCCUCCGCCACCGUCGUCGACAAGUGCCCCUCCUGCGCCUCCGGUUCCAUCGACGUCAGCCCCUCCGUCUUCCAGCAGCUGGCUCCCCUGGCCAAGGGCCGCGUCAAGGUUACCUGGGGAUACUCCGGCAGCAACUCUGUUCGCGUGGAGGAUCUGGGCGCCGGCGAGAUCAGGCUCGAGUUGGUCGAUGAGGUGAAUGAGGAGUAUGCCAACUUUGAGGAUGGCGACGAGAGCGAGUUGUAAAGAUGGAAGGUCGAGAUGUUGGUGAGAGAAGUUAAUUGGCUGAGACGCGAGUUUUAGGGGAAUGGGUGUUUAGAAACGGGACGAGAGGAAGAUUGGUAUACUAA
Molecule: messenger RNA, 704 nt
Organism: Daldinia vernicosa
Lineage: Eukaryota; Fungi; Ascomycota; Sordariomycetes; Xylariales; Hypoxylaceae
Product: RlpA-like double-psi beta-barrel-protein domain-containing protein-containing protein
Exons: 1
Coding region: 127-600 (157 amino acids)
Source: RefSeq, a predicted model, not a curated record